Molecule: messenger RNA, 492 nt
Organism: Fusarium vanettenii 77-13-4
Lineage: Eukaryota; Fungi; Ascomycota; Sordariomycetes; Hypocreales; Nectriaceae
Exons: 1
Coding region: 1-492 (163 amino acids)
Molecular function (GO): RNA-DNA hybrid ribonuclease activity; nucleic acid binding
Source: RefSeq, a predicted model, not a curated record
AUGGGUCUCCCCCCACACGUACACUGCGAAUCACGAACCUCUGAGUUGGCGAAAGACCAAAAAUUCAACCCUAGUUUACGGUAUAGAGAUGAUGUGAAGCUGGAUGAUGUGGAGGUUAGCAGUUAUGAUAAGGAAUGGACGUACGUAGCGUGUAACGAGGACCGUCUUUAUCUAUACUGCGACUGGCUGGCACCGCAUGUAGACUAUAUAGUGAUUGCAGUCGAUGGGGCGUAUGAGGGGAAUGGUAUGACUGGAGCUAGGGCAGCGGCCGGAGUGUUCGUCGGCAAAACAUCCCAGUAUAACAAGAGCGUUCUCUUAGCCGAGCCGAACGCAACAAACCAGGUUGCAGAGUUACGGGCUAGGAUCCUUGCGCUUCGCCAGGUGAUAGAUAUACAGAGCCAGUGUUUUAGAGAGGAACAGCUUCGGAUGGUUAUCAUUAAAUCCGAUUCGGAGUAUUUGGUCAAGGGGAUAACUAAGCGGGUAUUUAAGUAG